Molecule: messenger RNA, 1683 nt
Organism: Lathyrus oleraceus (garden pea)
Lineage: Eukaryota; Viridiplantae; Streptophyta; Magnoliopsida; Fabales; Fabaceae
Exons: 2
Coding region: 1-1683 (560 amino acids)
Biological process (GO): proteolysis
Molecular function (GO): aspartic-type endopeptidase activity
Source: RefSeq, a predicted model, not a curated record
AUGUCUGUGGUUAAGAGUCAUUUGUUAAAGAAUGGAGUUUUUCCUGGUUGUGAUGAUUACUGUGCUGCUUGUACUGUAACUGCAAAUGGGUGUGUAAUGUUGAGGGAGACGGUUCAGAAAAUGGUGGAUGAGGGAAGUCUCCGAUUCGAGAAAGUUGCUUUGGAGAAUGAGGAUAUUUCAACUAUAACCAUUUAUUUCGAUCCCGUCCACUUGUCAGUGCCGGUAGAUGAGGUUCCAAUUACCAUCACGGUACCUGGACCUAUUCCGUAUGAAAGUGAUGGUGCUGUGCCAUGGGACUUUGGUGGUGAUGUGUAUUGCAAUGGGAAAAAGAAGGAAGAUCAGGCUGCGGUUGAUACCACCGUUUCAAAGGUGGACAAUGCCGGGCUUAGUGGUUUCACUCGCAGCGGGAGGUUGUUUGCGCCUAACACGUUGAGAGGUGGUGAUGUAGAAAAAGAACAGAGAGAUAAGGCCGAGGCUUUAGCCAGGGCAAAAGGAAAGCAGGUGGUGAAUGAGGCUACUCCUAGAUCGGCACAGGCGCCUGUUGAGCCGGAAAGUGAGUUUGACGCUGAAGCCGAGGAGUUUUUGAGAAUUAUUAAGAAGUCUGAGUACAAACUUAUUGAUCAUUUGCAGCAGACUCCAUCCAAAAUUUCGAUCUUAUCUUUGCUGUUGAGUUCGGAAGGUCAUAGAGAUGCUUUGCUGAAGAUCUUGAAGAGGGCCUACGUCCCGCAGGAGAUUACAGUCAAUCAAUUAGAGACGGUGGUAUCAAGUGUUAAUGCCAGCCAUGGGUUGGGUUUCACUGAUCUCGAUCUUACUAUGGAUGGGCGCAAUCACAAUAAGGCACUACACAUUUCGAAGGAGUGUAAAGGAGCGGUGCUUUCACAUGUUUUGGUUGAUACGGGCUCGUCGCUCAAUGUGUUGCCUAAGAAGGCCUUGGCUAAAUUGGACUGCGAGGGAUUGAUUUUAAGGCCUACUGAUCUGGUGGUUAGAGCGUUUGAUGGCUCCAAGAGGGCUGUGUUCGGGGAAGUUGAGCUCCUCGUAAAGAUUGGUCCUGAGGUGUUCAAAUCUGUGUUUUGUGUCAUGGAUAUUCAGUCGAUGUACAACUGUUUGUUGGGCCGUCCAUGGAUACAUGCUGUUGGGGCAGUAACAUCUACUCUACAUCAGAAGUUAAAGUAUAUCUUGGAUGGGCAAGUCGUGACAGUUUGCGGUGAGGAGGAUAUUUUUAUCAGCCAGUUGUCAUCAUUUAAGUAUGUGGAAAUGGACUGUGAAAUAUUCGAAACACCAAGCCAGGCGUUUGAAACCGUCAAGGUGGAGAAUUCCGUUUUUGCCGAAAGAGAGAAGAAGUCGUCCAUUGCUUCUUAUAAACAGGCUGUGGAGGUGGUGAAAAGUGGAGAGGCCCCAAGUUCGGGAAGAGUGAUAGAUGUUGCGGUGAAGGAGGAUAAGUUUGGGAUUGGUUAUCAGUCAGGCCAAGGCUCGUCUGGACAGAAUAAAGGUCGUCGCCAACCAUUCAUAUUCACCAGUGCUGGAAUGCUAGAUCCAGGCCAUAUCUGUGCUGUGGGUGAAGAGACUGAUAGUGACUGCGAGCUCGACGCAUGGAUUAAACCGGGGUUUAUGGUUGAUUUUGGAUCAUUGGAGUAUGGAUUAUUGGGUGGUCAUUUGAAGGAUCCUACUUCUGACUUGGAGUGA